This is a messenger RNA of Erythranthe guttata (spotted monkey flower), 2716 nucleotides long. RefSeq names its product protein tesmin/TSO1-like CXC 5. NCBI's taxonomy places the organism in Eukaryota, Viridiplantae, Streptophyta, Magnoliopsida, Lamiales, Phrymaceae. Gene Ontology annotation, cellular component: nucleus. Gene Ontology annotation, biological process: regulation of DNA-templated transcription. The record is from RefSeq and is a predicted model, not a curated record.
AAAAUUAAUAGUAGGAUGACUUGGACGAUUCCUAUUGGUUCAUUCCCCUGCGCUUAUUACAGACGACAACGUCUGAGCUCACUCGCAACAAAUUCCCCGAAAAAAACAGGGCUCCUGAGAUCGACGGCACAAAACCCACCUCAGCGGCUCCUAUGAAUAUCAAGCGUUGGAUUAAAAAUCCAAUCGUGAACCGUCGGAUGAGAUAGCUACCAUGAUCUGACCGUUAAAAAAUCUACAAAAAUUGAAUUUCAAAAGCUAAGCCAGAGAGAGGGAGGAAGAAGAGACUUUUAAAGCCCACAACCCCUCUUCUCUUUCGAAAAACAAAUUCCCCUUCCCCUUUCUUUUUUUGUCCUCCCUAUCACGAUUGUUGAGAUAUACGUACACGCAUUUGUAUCUAUCUAUCUAUCUAUCGGGAUCGAUUGUUUUUUCUGAUUGAGAACGAACAGCAGCCAAUUGUUUGGGGUUUUUUUUUGUUGUUCUCCUCUUCUGUUUGAAUCUGAGCUCGUGCGAGUAAAUUAUUUGGAGUUUUGAAUUUCUAAUUUCUCGAUUUUUCAGUUUCGUUAGGUUAUCAAUGUGAAAUCAGUGUAAUUGGGGGAAAAUCAGUGGAAUUCGAGUUUGAUUUAUUUGAUUUUUUUUUUUACCCUCUAUUACUUGAGGAGGUGGUUUGUUUGGUGAAUUGUUUGUUCUAUUGCUUCGGGUUUUGGGGGAGAGAAAAAUUAAUUUAAUGGAGCAAAGAGAGGGAGGGGAUUUCCCUCCAAAAAAUCAGCCGCCGCCUCAAUCGGAAGCUUCUUCGACGGCGCCAGCGGAUUUCCCGGCGAGGAAGCUUGUGAGGCAGCUGGAUUUUACCGGCUUUAGUGGUGGCGCCGCCGCAUCGACUGUGGAACAGCCACAGUUAGCGAAGCCGCCGCCGCCGCCGACGACGCAGAAGCAGACGCACCUUCAGCCGCCGACGCAGAUGCUGUUUACCGCGAUGCAGCAGCCUCCGCCGCCUGCUGCACCACCCGCUCAUCCUUUCAUGCGUUCUGUCGCGAAACCCGAAUCACCAAGAGCCCGGCCAAGACAAAAUACGAAUGAAGUAAAAGAUGCUACUCCGAAGAAGCAAAAGCAGUGUAAUUGCAAACAUUCACGUUGUUUGAAGCUAUAUUGUGAAUGUUUUGCAUCUGGUAGUGUCUGUUGUCCCGGUUGCAACUGCGUGAAUUGUCACAACAAUGAUUCAAACAAAGCUGCCAGGGAUGAAGCAGUUAAUACUACUCUCGAGCGCAACCCGCACGCUUUCAGGCCAAAAAUCGCUAGCAGUCCACAUGGAGCCCGAGAUAUCAGGGAAGAGGUGGGUGAAGUUUUAGUUUCAGCAAAGCAUAACAAAGGAUGCCACUGUAAGAAAUCAGGGUGUCUUAAGAAGUACUGCGAGUGCUUCCAGGCAAAUAUUCUUUGUUCCGAAAAUUGUAAAUGCAUCGACUGCAAGAAUUACGAAGGGAGUGAAGAGAGACAAGCUCUCUUUCAUGGAGAUCAUGUCAAUAACAUGAUGUAUAUCCAGCAAGCGGCAAAUGCUGCCAUUACAGGUGCUAUCGGAUCUUCUGGCUAUGGCUCUCCUCCAUUGACCAAGAAGCGUAAAAAUCAAGAACUCUUCUUUGGAUCGACUGUGAAAGACCCUGUUCACAGGCUUACACAGUUACAGCAGCAGGCUAACCAAAUUAAGGCUUCUGUAUCUUCCUCUUCAUUGUCUUCAAUACCUGGUUCUCGCCCUGGCAAUACGUCGGUUUUGAGCCCUUCAAAGUUAACUUAUAGGUCUCUAUUAGCUGACAUCAUUCAGCCCAAGGAUUUGAAGGAGCUCUGCUCAGUUCUUGUUGUAUAUUCAGGAGAAGCUGCAAAGAUGCUUGCAGAAGAAAAGCUAGCGGAAGAUUCUAGAGAAACAUCUUCGUUUGAGAAUCAGACAGAGAAGAACAAGAAUGUAGAGUCUGGUUCAGAUGAAGUACCGAAAGGAAGGCCGAUGUCUCCAAGUACAUUAGCUCUAAUGUGCGAUGAAGGAGAUACAAUAAUGUUCGAUACAACCAAUGCUAAUAGUGCUGCUUCCACGAAUGGCGUAGCUGUCCAUAAUAAUAAUAAUAGUAAUAAUAAUAACGUGUCUUCUCAGCUGUCAGACGAGCAAGGACCGAGUGAGGCAUAUUCCGAGCAAGAAAGAAUCGUUCUUACAAAGUUUCGAGAUUGUCUUUACAGGCUCAUCACUUUAGGCGAAAUAAAAGAAACAAAUUCUUUGGCGAGAACACAAACAGCUAACGAAAACGAGUUGACCAGAACUUUGAAUGUGAAAACGGAAACCCUAAGCAACGGUGUUCCGAAAUUUGCUUCUUCUUCUUCUUUGUCGGCGGUGGUAAAUUUAGCAGAGGGUGCAGCGGAUAAUGUGGCCAGUCUGAAAAUAACAGGUCCAGAAAACGGGGAUGUAAGAAAAAAACCCGAAGGAGAGUUGUAAUUGUGUUUAGGAGUAGGUGUCUGUCUCCAUAAUAUAUGGUAUAUGCUGCUGUUGCAUCUCUCUUGUAAUAUUUUAAGAGGCCAUUAUUCAUUGUGUUGAUUUCGGCUUUUUUCUUCGGUGUUGCAGCUUAUAUACUACUUACUAUAUAUAGAUGUCAUUCUUAGAACUGAUCUAAAUCUGAUGUAGAUCCUUUUAUGCAUUCAUUGACAUAUACCAAUUUCAGAUAUAAAAUUUCCAUUUUUUCUUUUA